UUGAGUUUUAGAGGCGACACGGCGGCUUCAGCCGAUUUCUUCCCCUUCCUUUGCCUCCCCAUGGAUAUGCACUGCAAAGCAGACCCCUUCUCAGCAAUGCACCCAGGGCACGGGGGUGUGAACCAGCUCGGGGGGGUGUUUGUGAACGGCAGGCCCCUACCUGACGUGGUGAGACAAAGGAUAGUGGAGCUGGCUCACCAGGGGGUGCGACCCUGUGACAUUUCCAGGCAGCUGCGGGUCAGCCACGGUUGUGUCAGCAAGAUCUUGGGCAGGUAUUACGAGACGGGAAGCAUCAAGCCCGGCGUGAUCGGAGGCUCCAAACCCAAAGUGGCCACCCCCAAAGUAGUGGAUAAAAUCGCCGAGUACAAAAGACAAAACCCGACAAUGUUCGCCUGGGAGAUCCGGGACAGGUUAUUGGCCGAGGGCAUCUGCGACAACGACACGGUCCCCAGCGUCUCCUCCAUAAACAGGAUCAUCAGAACCAAAGUUCAGCAACCUUUUCACCCAACACCAGAUGGGAGUGGGACAGGUGUGACUGCACCAGGACAUACUAUUGUGCCCAGCACAGCAUCCCCUCCUGUCUCCAGUGCCUCCAAUGAUCCAGUGGGCUCUUACUCCAUUAACGGGAUCCUGGGGAUUCCUCGGUCGAAUGGCGAGAAGAGGAAACGUGAUGAAGAUGUAUCCGAGGGCUCAGUUCCCAAUGGAGAUUCCCAGAGCAGCGUGGACAGUUUGCGGAAGCACCUUCGUGGCGACACUUUCACCCAGCAGCAGCUGGAAGCUUUAGAUCGAGUGUUUGAGCGUCCUUCUUACCCUGACGUCUUUCAAACAUCAGAGCACAUCAAAUCUGAGCAGGGUAAUGAGUACUCCCUCCCAGCUCUGACCCCUGGUCUCGAUGAAGUCAAAUCAAGUCUAUCCACCUCUGCUAACCCAGACCUGGGGACAAAUGUGUCAGGACCCCAGACGUACCCUGUGGUGACCGGUCGUGAUAUGGCAAGCACCACCUUGCCUGGCUACCCACCCCAUGUUCCCCCAACCGGACAAGGCAGCUACCCAACAUCAACUCUUGCAGGAAUGGUUCCUGGGAGCGAGUUCUCAGGGAAUCCCUACAGCCACCCUCAGUACACGACCUACAACGAGGCCUGGCGGUUCAGCAACCCUGCAUUACUAAGUUCCCCUUAUUAUUAUAGUGCCACAUCCCGGGGCUCCGCACCUCCCACUGCUGCCGCUGCCUAUGACCGCCACUAG
This is a messenger RNA of Serinus canaria (Common canary), 1245 nucleotides long. RefSeq names its product paired box 2 (gene PAX2). The record is from RefSeq and is a predicted model, not a curated record. Bases 61 to 1245 code for a protein of 394 amino acids. Lineage: Eukaryota; Metazoa; Chordata; Aves; Passeriformes; Fringillidae. The transcript has 10 exons. Gene Ontology annotation, molecular function: DNA-binding transcription factor activity, RNA polymerase II-specific; RNA polymerase II cis-regulatory region sequence-specific DNA binding. Gene Ontology annotation, biological process: anatomical structure development; regulation of transcription by RNA polymerase II.